AAGAUGGGACAGUAAUGUUGCUUUUCCCCUGAAAGAUGCUCUGGUGGCUGCUCUUGAGAACAUACGACUCAAAUUUAUGAACUUUUUAGUCACGAAGUUUUAACUCACUCCUCAAUAAAAGGAAAAGCAAACCCAGAGGUCUUGUGUUGGGAAGCCAGGGAGUAGGUGCCUCCCAAGUGCUGCCCGCUGGCUGAGGCGCUGCCUGCCCGCCCGGGGCCUGGUCGGGUCUGGCCCUGGCAGAGAAUAGUUCUAUUUUAGAAUGCCGAAAAUGAAUGUGGAAAAAAAAGAAAAGAAGGCAGAAAAAAGAAAAAAGCUAAAGCAACGUGUGGCCCAACAGGGAGAGCUGGAAUCGGAUACUGAACCAAAGAAAAAGAAACAAAAUCUGCAGGUGACAAAAGAAGAGGAAGAACUUACCGCAGAGGAAAGGAGGAAACUGGAAAGAAAAUUAAAAAAAGAGCGCAAGAAGAAGGAAAAACAGCUGAUGAGGGAAGCUGGAAUCUCUACUAAAAAGGUGGAACCCAAAAAGCAGUCGGGAUCUGAGCUGGCUCUGGCCUAUUUAACCAGCUGGUCUGAAAACCCAGAAGAAUGGAAGUUUCAAAAGACAAGACAAACCUGGCUUCUCUUGCACAUGUAUGAUAAAGAGAAGGUUCCAGACAAGUAUUUCACCAUUUUACUGGAUUAUCUGCAAGGGCUUCAAGGUGGUGCGCGAGACAUAACUGUGCAGAAAGCUGAAGCUUUUAUGAAGGAAUUUGAUGGUUCUGAUGCAGAAGACCCAAACCUGUUGGAGAAGUGCGAGCGCAUACGACAAGUUCUGCAGCUGCUGUCCUGAGAGUAUUUUUGUGUUUUAAUGAUUGUCUGGUGGAGAGAAGCAUAGGAUGUCGUAUACAGAGACUGUAAAUUAGUUGUAAAGACAUAUUUUCUAAUAGGAAUCCUAAUACUAAAUUUUCAGAUUUUCUACCCAUAAUUUUUUCCAAUUGCAAAUAUUUAUCAUGUUUUGAGGUGAUGAAAUAAAAAUAACAUUUGGGCCGUAGACGUGCUAUUAAAAGUAAUCUUACCGCGUAUCUUUAGAAAAAUAAACCUCUCUUUCUUGUUAGUUUUUCUCUACCUCCCUCUGUAAUUACUGUUAAAUAAGAGGAGCUUUGCAGUUCUUAAUAAGAAGAGCAAAGGAACCAACAAAAAGCCUGGAGGGUCUUUUACAAUGGCAGAUUUUAAAAUGAGCAUACAGUACAGUGCUUGCUCAGCCAGCUGUAAUCUAUCACUUUCAGCUUUAGAAGUAUGUCAUUUGGAUUUGGGAAAGAUCAUUUUCAGUCUGUUGAACAUGGGUUGUAUAACACAGUUGCUUAUUAGUACUUCACACAGCGAUCUGGAGAUACCGUCAGCUUUGUUAGUUUUCCUUUUAUAUUUUAAAGUUUUCAAAUUCAUUAUGGCAAUUGUUUAGAUAUUCAGAUAAUGCAUGGAUGGGAGCAGAUCAAAUCCUUUGACUAUAUGCAGCGAAAUCAUCUGGUUGUACAUAAACUUACCCGAUGAUGCAAAGUGCUGGGCUGCAACGUUUCGUAUCUAGCCUGCCGAUACUGCGUUUUCAUCUUUCUCUUGUAAUUGACAUCCAAAAGAGUUAAUUUGUGUUCAUUUGCUUUGACGUGGGACAUUUGUCUCCUAUGAACAUGCUGAAAAUGAGGUUUUCAAGUAAAAACCAAGGACAUUAAUUACUCAAAAGUCAGAUGAUUGGCUUAUUUAAUAACACUUGUAUUCAGACAAUGUUCUUGACCUGAUUCUUUAAUGUUUCUGCAAACAUUGUUCAUACUUUAUUAAUAACAACUAUAUAGAUGUGUAGUGUUUUGGAAGAGUGGCUGUCUUGGGGAAUUACAGCUUUAAUUUGGAUGGGUGGAGGAGGGGAGGAUCUAUGGAUAUGCAGGCCUAAUUUUUCAAUAAGAAGCAUUUGAGUGGAUUUGACAGCCUUCGCAGUCGUGGAUUACUACAAAUCUUUAAAAGUAUGAAACAUAUUACUAGUAACAAAUAACAUGCUUUCUGACUUCUUGAAGAUGAUGUUUUCAGCCGAAAAAAAAACUAGACAGCAGCAUGCCCUGUUCUAACACAACAACUGUGAUGGGAGUUUAGUGCAACAGCAAGAGAAUUCAGCAGCAGUAGAGCUGCCGAUGGUUCGUCAGCAGCUCAGGUGCUGAUCCUGUACCAUGGGGCGACGGUUGGAGGAGGGUUGCAGAGGGUGCGUGCGUGCAGUGUCAAAGCCUUUCUGAGGCCCAAAGCUAUAUAAAACUGAUCUUCCAGUGUACAAGCUGGUGAAAAGGCUCUGUAAUAAAAAGAAGUGAUACUGACAUUUAGUGAACUCAUAAAAGAUCAUUGGAUCUUAUAUCUUAUGUCUGAGAAUAUGCAGCUGG
Messenger RNA from Aquila chrysaetos chrysaetos, 2393 nucleotides. It is a transcript of the gene CHLSN, whose product is annotated as chromosome 25 C7orf50 homolog. The transcript is spliced from 5 exons. The record is from RefSeq and is a predicted model, not a curated record. NCBI's taxonomy places the organism in Eukaryota, Metazoa, Chordata, Aves, Accipitriformes, Accipitridae. The coding region runs from base 260 to 829 and encodes 189 amino acids.